Molecule: messenger RNA, 1543 nt
Organism: Rotaria sp. Silwood2
Lineage: Eukaryota; Metazoa; Rotifera; Eurotatoria; Philodinida; Philodinidae
Source: the annotation of a GenBank genome assembly
CAAGUUAAACACGAAUCUGAACUCAAUUCCUGUGAUUUCUAAAGAUAUUAUAUCACUCUGAGAGUAGAGUCAGUGGUCACCGGCUAGGGUCGCAUACAGUAUGGUCCAUGCUAACUUAGCAUGCCUGUAUUUUCUCCUUGCAAUUUAGUGAUAAAAAACACAGUGAAUAUACCUUUUCACUUUUUGAAGUACACAUAACACUCGGAUUUAAAUCCGAGGUUUUCGCAUUUAUUUUUCAUUGAAAACACGCAUUUGUAUGAAGUGGAAAUCAAGUUAGUUUUAUAAUUAUCAUGAAAGUGUUGUGUAUUGCUUCAAUAUAAAUAUCUUUUUUCUUGCUAACCAAGCUUUUGUGAAGAAUUCUGAUUUCUUUUAAUGACAAUGUCAAUCAAAUGUGUGUUUCAUCUUAAAGAUAAAUUCUUAAGAAACUCAUCAAUGGGUUUAGCAAUAUUAGUUGAAAGGCUAGAAUAUUGUGUGAAUAUUUCUAUGAAAAAAUGUCUUCUCUUUUAUUAAACGAUCUGAUGAACAAGUUGGAAAAUAAGAUUUCCAUUUGUAUCAAGGGAAUUUCGAUUUAUCUAAAAUUUUUUAUCAAUUAGUCUUGUUAUUUAGCAAAAAAUUGAAAUUCUUUAUAUCACGCAAAACUGAUUAGUUUGUGUAUUUAAAAGUUUGAUUACUCUUUAUUUCCUGUUUAAUAAAGUAUGAACUUAUAAAUACAAUAUGAAAAUAUUUGUAUUGAAGUUACUUAAAUAUGACUGAUGAUAACGAUGACAGAAGUGUUUAUUUCCCUAUUAUUCAUAAAAAACAAGUCUACAAUUAGAUAGAAAAAGAUGAUGAAUGUAUUACUGAUAAUAUACUUCAUCAUUAAUGGGUUUAAUCUAAUGACAAGAAUAUGAGCUAUCAUAAGUGGUUUAAAUGAUAUUAUUCAAGUUGGCAAGUCUAUCUUGGUGAUAGUUCUUCUCAUUACGGUUCGUCAAUAUUGAUUGAAGAUAAUGAAAAUAGUGUUAUUCAUAUGUGAACAUGUUUACCAAGUACAGAAUCAACUGAAUAGGAUGUUAUUCAUUAUCAUCAUUCCAAUAAUAAUGGUCGGAUUUGGCCACCGGAUGAAAUGGCAUUAAUAGCAAUGUCAGGUUGCCUUGAUACAUAUUCUGCUUAUGUUCCGGGUGUUGUUAAUAUUAAUAACUAUUAUAAUAUUAGUUAUACAUUAACAGCAAAUCCAAAUGCAACACACAAUCAACUAUUUUUAGCACAAUCAUUGAUUCGAGCAGGAACUAUGAAAAAUGGAAUGGCACUAAUUGAACUUCAAAAAAUUCUCAAGCAAUAUUCAAAUAACAAUGAUUUAUUUACUGAUUUAACUAUGGCUCAAUUAAAUUCAACAAAUCACGAUGCAUGGCCAUUGAAUUUACAAUCUCAAGGACAUGAUACAACAAGAUGCGUUAAUGUUGAUGCAGAUUCAACUGAUGUAAAAUGGUGUCCCGAAUUACAAUUAUUUAUUGGUUUUACAAAAACAAAUCGUUUUUUCAUCUUAAGGAACUAUUGGUGUAUAUGA